AUGAGAAAAGUUCUGAUAAUCUCAUCACUAUUCGUUUCAACUCAAAGCUGUCUAUGCCUCGCGAAAUGUCUCUUGCCAACUUUGGCCCCAUUGCCCGGGAUGGGACAAAAAGGAAUGAGAGCUCCUGACCAACCCCUAGGUCCAAGUGAAGCUGGCAGUGAAGAUUUUGUGGGCACUGGGAGUGGAGGUGGUGCUGAGGGUGGAGGUGGAGGAGAAGGUACUGCAAUUUGGCUUUAU
Molecule: messenger RNA, 237 nt
Organism: Mesorhabditis belari
Lineage: Eukaryota; Metazoa; Nematoda; Chromadorea; Rhabditida; Rhabditidae
Source: the annotation of a GenBank genome assembly